Molecule: messenger RNA, 4479 nt
Organism: Ictidomys tridecemlineatus (thirteen-lined ground squirrel)
Lineage: Eukaryota; Metazoa; Chordata; Mammalia; Rodentia; Sciuridae
Product: molybdopterin synthase catalytic subunit
Biological process (GO): Mo-molybdopterin cofactor biosynthetic process
Cellular component (GO): molybdopterin synthase complex; cytosol
Molecular function (GO): molybdopterin synthase activity
Source: RefSeq, a predicted model, not a curated record
AUGUAGAGCUGGGAGACCAGCUCCUCCUCCUUCACUCAGGAGACGAAAUUGCCAUUAUCCCCCCCAUUAGUGGAGGGUAGUGCUUUUGAACUAUCUAGAAAAGAUAUGGACAAAGUUGAAGAGACAUCUAAAGAUAUAAUAAAAUUUACUGCUGAGAAACUUUCUGUGGAUGAUGUCUCCCAGUUAGUGACAUCUCCUCUCUGUGGGGCAAUAUCCCUGUUUGUAGGGACUACAAGAAAUAACUUUGAAGGAAAAAAAGUCAUUAGCUUAGAAUAUGAAGCAUAUCUACCAAUGGCAGAAAAUGAAAUCAGAAAAAUUUGUAGUGACAUUAGGCAAAAAUGGCCAGUCAAGCACAUAGCAGUGUUCCAUAGACUUGGUUUGGUUCCAGUGUCUGAAGCAAGCAUAAUUAUUGCUGUGUCCUCAGCCCACAGGGCUGCAUCCCUUGAAGCUGUCACCUAUGCCAUUGACACUUUAAAAGCCAGGGUGCCCAUAUGGAAAAAGGAACUAUAUGAAGAAUCAUCAUCAUCUUGGAAAAGAAACAAAGAAUGCUUUUGGGCAACCAACAGUUAAUCACUUAUGUUUUUUCGAGCACUACAUCUUAAAUUUAGUAAAGUUCUAUUGUUGAUCACAUUUUGAUCUUUCUUCUCCACAGUUUACUGAAGUUUACUGAAGCACAGGUUAUACCUGUGGGACAAAUGACAAAAAAGAAAGCAAAAUAUGUGGGUAUGUAGUAUGAGGGAUUACUUGGGGCUAGCAAUAGGGAAGAACCGUGAUAAUUGAGAGAUGUCUGUGGAGAUAUAUCAUAUCCCUUUAUGACUAAUUUUCAAUUGAAACUCAAAUCUCAUUGAAGUAUGGCCCCCUCCUCACUACUUCCAUGCCAUUGCAUUGAUGGUGUUAAUAUCAGGGUGUAUUUUGGAAAUAUUGGUCGAACUGGAAAGUCAUUGUCAGUUUUGAUAUUGUAUGUUAUAUAUUUUCAGAACAUACAUAUUUUAAAAAAAUAAACCUAAAUAAACCCAUGAUUUUCAAAAGUAAAAAAAUAGUACUUUUUUGUUUUUAAAAAUUAAAUAAUACCUAAAAUAUUUUAUAUUGCAAAGACUUUUAGUAUUUUGGAAUCUGUAAUUAUACCAUAAUAUUCUGUCUUAUUAGUUAUUAAUAUUUGUUAAUAUACAAAUCAAUAUAAAAUUAUUGAACCUAACUACCAGCCUAACUAGCAACACCUCAUUGGUUUGUGUCAAUAUGUUAGUUGAUUUUUAAAAUUUGACCCAUAGCUAUUUAAACAAAUUAUAUUAAGAAAAUUAAUGUAAGAGAAAUUAUAUGAUUAUUUGUUAAAGCAUUUUCAGAAUAGUUUUCCUUCUUAUACUAAACAAUGAUCAAAUUUUUGAUUAGUCAACCUACAUAUGGUGUUUUGAUAGAUUUGAGUAUAAAUCCCAUACAAUUUUUUUAAGAGAGAGAGAGUUUUUUAAUAUUUAUUUUUUAGUUUUCAGUGGACACAACAUCUUUUAUUUUAUUUUUAUGUGGUGCUGAGGAUCGAACCCAGUGCCCCGCACAUGCCAGGCGAAUGUGCUGCCACUUGAGCCACAUUCUCAGCCCCUCAUACAAUUUUUUAUGAAAGAUUUUCCAGCUUUAUUGAGGUAUUGCAGUUCUUAAAGUAAUAAAAUAUUGGCCUACUUUGGGCAAUGGGUAUCAUCAUAAAAUUAGCAUUUGCCUGUUAAGAACAAAAACUGUAGUUUCAGACAAUUAGGUUAAAAGUUUUCCUACUUUCUGUGACAAAAAGAAAAACCUAUCUGUUGAAAACAAUUCUUACCUAAGGAACUCAUUUAUUCAAUAAAUUCAUAUUGAAUAUCUGUUCUGUGCCAGACAUCCAUCCUUGUCUUCCAAGAAAUAUCACAAGGAAGAUUCUGCAUGUACUCUCUGGCUGGGAACUAUAAGAUAGCCACAUCCACUUUAGGAAUCUCCUGUUACUUAGCUCCUAUUCCUUGGCCUGUAUGGAGAGAGUAUGCUAGAAGGACACUGGUAAGAAAGACAAAUGUCCACCAAUUCCUCACUGGUUAGGUUAGUCUUUCUGGUCUCAGCCUUACCCUUUCAGCUCAAUGCCUUCCUCUCCUUUCCUAGAGUUGUCACCUGACCCCACUGGAGAUCAGGGUUCAGGUAUUGGAUGAAGUCAGUUGCACUGUAUCUGAAAGCAUACUAAAGUUAGUGGGCCAUUGUAGAUAUUUCUAGGAUUUACCUAUGUUGUUAACAUAAUGUUUAUUAUGUUUAAUGUAUAAUGUUAAUAUGAGAUAUAUGUAGAAGUGAAAUAUUUCACCUGGAGCAUGCUGAAUCUGAAUUUAAAAAUUUUUUUAAAGUUUUAUAAUGUAGUUGAGAUAUUAAGGGGCUGGUAUCAUUCUGACAUGUAGCCUUUGCAACUUGACUACACAACUAAUAGAAGAGUAACCUAAAACAAACAAACAAAAAAUCAGCCUUUAAGUGGAUUGCCUGCAAGGUUUUCAAGGUCACCUUGAAGCUUUGACUGAUUAGGUGAAUUCAUUCAAGAAUUGGGAAAUUCAUAUUUAUGCUCCAAGUAUUUUUAAUGGGAAAGAUUUCAUCAUAUUUGAAAGUAACAGCUGAUAUUCAAUGAGUGAAGUAUUCUGUGGAUAUUUUUGUCUUUUGAAUAUGAUGUUUAGAAUCCCAGUAUAUUUCCAGUAUUUUUUGAGAAUUGGCGAUUAAAAAGGCAGUAGCUUGGGUCUUGAUUUUGGAUCCCUGAAAAUAAACCUAUUUGAGAGUUAGAAGGUGGAUUUCUGGAUAUAUUUUGAACCUAGUUGUUUCUUCCUUUCCUUUACUACCCCUUCCAUGGUCCAGACCUCCAAUCUACUUCUUGUGAUUGUGGAUUUGCUUGGCCUGCUGAGAGUCCUGCUGCCAUGCUUCCCUCCCUAAAGUAGAUCUCUAAGGGCUUUCUCAUAGUUAACCACAUCCUCAGACCUCACAGUUCUCACCGUGGCCUGAAGUCCCGAGCAGUGGGGCCCUAGCCUGCCCCUCACCCCCCAUCUUGCUCAAAUCUUGCUGCUUUGUGGUGACUGGUGCUGGUAGAAUAUUUCUACCUUUGAGAAGUUUCAAUUGUUCUUUCUAGAUUACUCUUCCUACAGACAUCCCCAUGGUCAGCUUCCUCUCUUUAUUUCAGUCUCUGAUCAAAUGUUACCUCCCACAGAGAGUUUUUCUGGCUACCUCUUUAAAAACUGGAAAACUGUCCCCUACUCUGAUUUUUAUUUUGUUGUGGUACUUAGUGAUACUUGAUGUACUAUGUCUGCCACUCAAAUAUUUGGUGAAUGAAUUACCAGUGUUAUAUAUUCUGUCCCAAAUUAAACAUACCUGAAGCAUGUAUAAUUGUCGUAUUUUAAAAAUGUGAAAAAACAUCUGGAUAAAUUACUGAAUGGGUAGAUGAACUUGUCUUUUCCACUCCUUUUCCUACUUUUAUACCAUGACAUCUAGAAUAUUAGGAUCUCUUUUACAGCAAUGAUGAACUUUGGCUGUAGUUAGGUGUAUCAUCCAGCAGAGGGUGAUAGAGUCAGGGUAUAGUAAGAACAACUUUGAAUCUUCAGUUUUAUUUUGCAUGAAAAAGUUCAGUUUAGUGGCCAUUUUCUUUAAUGUAAGGUGGGAGUUGUCCUUCAGUGAAAAUAGGCCCUAUUUUGUGUAAGAUGAUGUCCAAUCUUUCAUUAGUAUUUUACUUUAAAAUUAAAGAGUUAUGGUAGGAUGAGAGAAGAAUUUUUUUAAAAUGCUGUUGGUAGUUUUUAACAGGUAAUAUAGAAUAAGUAAAAGGAAUUACCCUUAAAAAUGAGUAAAUAUGAGAUUAUUUUCCAGUGAACUUCAUAGGACAAAAUGAUAGCUUUAAUACAGAUCUUUGCUAACUUGCUGUGUUAAAAACUAUUAAUGCUCUCUUUUUUCUAACAUUGAAUUUAAUGUGAGAGAGAUGCCACAUGUAUUGGUAGUUGUUCUGCAGUAAAUUGUCCAUAGCUGUUUCAUUACCAUGAGGUGGUCAUGGAGGCAUGUGACAGCAUGCCUGACAGGAACAGGAGACUUCUGUGCACUGAUAUAAAUGGCAGUACAAAUGGAUGUUCUACCCAAACUCUGUACUAGUGCACCAUUUUAUGCAAUGAUGACAGUCUGUUAGACUAAUGCAUAUCUUGUUUUAAUGCUUCAGCAUAUUUAACUUUUAAAAUAAAAAUCCUUAACCCGUCCUGGUUACUCCAAAGUUUUUUUUUUUUUUUCCUUUUAAUUAUACUUAUGACUCUGCUUUUGGAUGUUGCAGCAGUUUGGCUGGGUUUUUUUCUUAUAAGACCAGACAUCUGUGGCUACUAAUAUUCUUAGUCUUUUUAAAUUGAACCUUUAAUGUGUUCUGAGGCAAAGUGAGUCCAUAAGACAAAUACUAUGAAAUGUAUAAUGUGUAAAACACCAAAACAAAAUAGCUUUGUAUUCAAAACAACUUUAAUAAAUGAUAUUUUAUAA